UUGAAGUUAAUUUGAAAAAUAUGAAGUUAAUGUGAAUAACUCUGCAAAAUGCUUUGCUAAUUAAAAAAAUUAUGUUCUAUGUUCAUGGGUCACUAGUUAUCGCCAUACAAUUAACUACAAGAUCUUGAGCGAUUGCUACGAAAUAAAAUUUAAUAAAGUUAUUAAUGCUUUAUUAUAUGACUGAUUGAAGAAUGACAUAAAACAAAAACAAAAAAGUUUGGAGGCAUGGUUUUAAAGGUUUCAAAAGCAUAAUAACGGCAAAGUACUUUUAAAGCUAUGGUAUGAAUUGAGAAACAAACAUUCUUGUUAAAAAAGUUGGGAAAAAAACAUCAAGAACAAUGUUUGAUAAUCCGGCAUUUAAAGAGGUUGAUGAGCAAAGAAAUUUUGAUAAUAUUUUAUUUUCAGACCCAGAUAUAGGCAUUUUAAAUGCAGAACAAGUGGCAGAAGUAUCUAAAUAUGGUUGGGGAAGAUAUUCAGGAAAAUAUUUCCAAGCGUUGAAUAAACCAUCAUUUCUAAUUGCAGCUCUAUGCAUAUGUUCUUUUUCUCAAGGACUGGUUGUUACUGGAAUUACCUUUACAACAAUAACAUCUAUAGAAAAACAAUUUGGCCUAAAAAGUACAGAGAGUGGGCUUUUACUUAGUGUUACUUAUGAUGCAGCUUAUGGUAUUUGCUGUCUUUUUGUCAGUUACAUUGGUCAUAAUCAUAAACCUCGUUUUAUAGGAUUAGGUAUGCUGGUAAUGGCUUGUGGAUGCUUUAUUAUUUCUAUUCCAGAGUACCUUGUUGGAAGUUACACUGCUGGUAUCCAGAUUUCAACAGAUUUUUGCCAAAUUUCUUCCAAUUAUACAAUUCCUGAAACAAACUGUAAUGACGGGACAUUAUGGUAUUAUAAAGGUUUAUUUGCUCUUGGUUUUGUUUUAAUGGGUGUUGGUGCAACGCCUUUAUAUACUUUAGCACCAGCUCAUAUUGAAGAAGUAACACAUAGAGGUCAAGGAAGCUUGUAUUUGGGUAUUUAUUAUGCUGCAGCAGUUUUAGGUCCAGCAGUUGGUUUUAUUAUUGGUCUUCCAAUUCUUAAUACUUGGGUAGACAUUAAGCAGCCAACUAACUCAGCUAUAACAACACAAGAUAAUAACUGGGUUGGAGCAUGGUGGAUUGGUUUUUUAGUAGGAGCUGGUGUUCUCUUAUUUCCUGUUAUUCCCAUGCUUGGGUUCCCUCGAAUUUUUUCAGACUCCAAAGAAAUUCGUAAAAAGAAAAAUGAAUUAGAAGAUACAACACUAGAAGAUCAAACACUACGCCAUGAUCUAAAAUCGGUUUGGCCAUCAAUAAAAAAACUUCUUCAAAAUAAAUCUUUUUUAUUUAUAACAUUAGCCACAGCAUCCGAAAGUUUAGCUACAGGUGGUUUUGCAACAUUUUUACCAAAAUUUAUAGAAACUGAAUUUUAUUUAACAGCUUCACAAUCAUCUUUGUAUACUGGCAUAAUAAUAAUACCAGGAGCUGCAGGUGGAAUUAUCCUUGGUGGCUACAUAAGCAAGCGUUUUAAUUGGAAUUGCCAGUCAACAUUAAAAUAUUCAGCAAUUAUAGCAUUGGUUUCAACCGGACUCAUAUCUUCAAUUUUUAUUGGUUGUGAGGGGCGUGAAAUAGUAGGUGUAGCUAUUCCCUAUUAUAACAGCGAUUUAGUUUCAUUAGAGAACAACUGCAAUAUAGAUUGUAACUGCAAUCAGCAAUAUUAUAAGCCUGUUUGUUCAGUUGAAGACCAACAAACAUUUUAUUCACCAUGUCAUGCUGGCUGCUCCAAAGCUUCAUUUUUAAAUGGAAUAUACUACAACUGCACCUGUUUACCACCUGACGUCAUUAAGGUUAUUGAAAAUAGAUGCACUCCAAGUUGUAAGCUAUUUCCUCUGUUUGCUGUGUGCGCAUUUUUACUUAUGAUUUUUACUUUCUUGAAUAACGUUCCCGUAUUAAACGCUACAUUCAGAGUUGUACCAGCAGAUCUAGGAUCUUUUGCUAUGGGUUUUCAACAAGUCUUUGCACGGUUUCUUGGAUUUAUUCCUGCACCAACUAUAUUUGGUAAGCUUAUAGAUUCGAGUUGCAAAUUAUGGGACAUCGACGAAUGCACAGAAGAAACAACAAAUUGCCUCGAGUACGAUAAUACCGAUUUUAGAUUCAAUCUAUUUCUUAUCGGAGUGGUAGUUAAGUUUCUGGCAACAUUUUUUAUAUUCUUGGCUUUCAAGUUUUACAGACUUCCAAAUAAAACAAAACAAAUAACGUUAAAAGAUGUUACAAAUGUUGCUAUUAUACACAGUGAAUAGAUAUCUAAUAAUUUCAUUUGGAUUGAACAAAGAAAUUUGUGCUGCAUUAAUUUCUUUAUUUGGCAAUAUUUAUACUUUUUUAUACAUUAUUUAUUGUAAAUACUUUUAUUUAUUAGUGUAUAAGUUCUUAUACUCAUUUUUUAGACAAAAAACUUUGUUUAUGGGUAAACAAAGUUUAGUAAAAGUGUUGUAAAUAAUUAAAACUAUUUAUAGUAAAUUUUUUUAUUCAAUGUUAAUUAUUUUUAUAAGAAAUACAUUUUUUUUAAAUUUAA
Molecule: messenger RNA, 2578 nt
Organism: Hydra vulgaris (swiftwater hydra)
Lineage: Eukaryota; Metazoa; Cnidaria; Hydrozoa; Anthoathecata; Hydridae
Product: solute carrier organic anion transporter family member 4C1
Biological process (GO): transmembrane transport
Cellular component (GO): membrane
Molecular function (GO): transmembrane transporter activity; protein binding
Source: RefSeq, a predicted model, not a curated record